Molecule: messenger RNA, 1151 nt
Organism: Gastrolobium bilobum
Lineage: Eukaryota; Viridiplantae; Streptophyta; Magnoliopsida; Fabales; Fabaceae
Product: ABC transporter I family member 10
Exons: 6
Coding region: 93-890 (265 amino acids)
Biological process (GO): transmembrane transport
Cellular component (GO): membrane; chloroplast envelope
Molecular function (GO): ATP hydrolysis activity; ATP binding
Source: RefSeq, a predicted model, not a curated record
UUCUUAUAACAAACUAUGAGGUGGUAACGCUAAUAAAACAAAUAAUAAAAAGAAGAAAUUUCUACAUAUUAAAAAAUACAUAUAUUAAUACUAUGAAUCUCCCUUGUCUUGCUCGCUUCCCUGAGCGUGUUGUCCCUCCUGUUUAUACUAAAGUUUCCACCACAGCCAUCAGGAGCAAUAGAGUCGAGAAUAUUGCAAUUGAAGGCCAUAAUCUGAAUUUUUCAUUCACCACAAGGCAAGCAAAGGCUGUGCCAGUUCUUCGGGAUUGUUCACUUCGCAUUCCCACUGGCCAGUUCUGGAUGCUUCUUGGACCCAAUGGGUGUGGAAAAUCUACUCUCUUGAAGAUUUUGGCUGGUCUCUUGAGUCCAACUUCGGGAACAGUGUCUGUGAAUGAGCCUAAAAGUUUUGUUUUCCAGAAUCCAGAUCAUCAGGUUGUGAUGCCUACAGUAGAUUCUGACGUUGCAUUUGGUCUUGGUAAGUUUAAUUUGACCAAUGAUGAAGUAAGAUCUAGGGUGUCAAGAGCUUUGCAUGCUGUAGGCUUGUCUGACUACAUGAAGAGAUCUGUACAAGCACUUAGUGGUGGUCAGAAGCAGAGGGUUGCCAUUGCUGGUGCUCUAGCAGAAGCUUGUAAAGUUCUGUUGUUGGAUGAACUCACAACUUUCUUAGAUGAAACUGACCAGGUCGGGGUUAUCAAAGCUGUAAGGAACUCUCUGGAUACCUCUGCAGAAGUUACAGCAUUAUGGGUCACCCAUCGUUUGGAAGAACUAGAGCAUGCAGAUGGUGCCAUUUACAUGGAAGAUGGGAAAGUUGUCAUGCAUGGUGAUGCGGCAAGCAUAAGGAGUUUCAUUGAAGACAGGCAAUCUGCCUAUAUUAAACAGAUUAAUUCUUAAAAAAAGUCUUUGUCGUUUCUAAAAUUUUUUCCUGUUAGCUAUUGAAAUUUGAAACUAAACUUACUUGAUUGGUAGGUUACAUGAUAGUAUCUCAUUUUAUUUUUCUCCUUCAAAGAAAAUUUCAUAUGAGGAGAAUAUUUACUUGAAAAUGAAAAAUUAUUCCUUCCUUUCCAAUAGGGAGAGUGGCUGGGUGUUGUCUCAGAGACAAUAGCACCAGUUAAAAGGAAGGGGUAAUUCAUUCAUGUAUAUGAUGCUGAAGAG